GGGACAGUCAAAAAGUGUUGCGAAGUAACACGUCCACCACUCUGACCUGAAGACAACUGCAGUCUUACAUGAAGUGAAUGGACAGAAGUCAGAGUGACCGCAGCAGUCACUCUAUUCUGUCAGCAACCACAAGAUGGCGCACUGAGACUUGUGUGGCUCUAAUGUGCCUCGACGCUCCUGAUAGCUGACAAGUCUCUGCUUCUGUCUGUCGUUUGCAUUUUUCUGUUUCCCGUGUUUGAUUUUAUCCCCUUCAUUCUGCUGCCUGGUUCUAAUUCAGGAAGGCAACUCAGCUGGUCCUUCUUUGGCAAUCAGAUGAAGAGAAAGCAGACGGAAGCGAGUGACUCGUCUCGUUUGAAUAUUAAACGCAGAUUCGUAUUUGUUGUUGUGCAGCUGUUUGGAUAAAUGUGGAGAAUAUUUUAUGUUGAGAAACGUACAAAAAAAAACACGCUGUGAAAUUGUUGCAUUGUCUCUCAAAUGAGGAAACUCACGGUUUGUAAAUAUCUGUGAUCCUCACCGGCCUCAUCCUCACCUCAUCCCCGAUCCCACAGUCCAUGCAUAAACCGUGACAAAACUUUUUAGCCACCCCAUCCGCGACUCCUGUCACCUCCCACCCUCCACCCCCCUCUCCGACACCCAUCCAUACAAACUCCUGCAUCGUCUCUCAAACUAACUCACUCCUCUCUUGCACCUUCAGCCCGUCUCCUCUCCAUCCACUGCGUCACAUUAACCCCUUCAGCUGCAGCUUCACACCCACACUGAGCACCACCAGCACCACCAUGCUCUGGAAAUCCAGGUCCAAGACUGACGGUGUGCAGGACCGCGCAGACGGACUAAGCGGCUCCUCGCCGAGUGGGCGCCUCUCCCAGCUGUCCUCCCUGAACCAGGCCGCCUACUCCUCGGCUCCCCCACUCUGCCACACUCCGGCCUCCGACUUCCAGCCUCCGUACUUCCCUCCCCCUUAUCCCCAGUCCUCCCUGCCAUACUCCCAGAGCCAAGACUCAGCGUAUUCCCACCUGUCAGACCCCUACCCCUCCAUCAACUCCAUCCAUCAACAUCAGCAAGCGGCAUGGCACUCGCAGAGGUCGCGCUCCGAGGAGGGGGGACUCCUGUCACAGUCGCACCGGGCUCUGAGCCUCGACCCCCGACGGGAGUAUCCAGCUGUCCCACGGCUGCUGCACGGUCUCGGGGAAGGCGCUGCCGCUCUCGGGGACGGUCCUCUCGGGAUGCACCUGGGACAUCACGGCCUGGAGGAUCUUCAGGGAAUGGAGGAAGGAUCAGCCUUGGGCAUCCUCGACCACUCUGUCAUUAAAAAAGUUCCCAUCCCGUCCAAGCUGAACGGCUCGUCCCUCUCGGCCUUGUCCAUCGGCAAGGAGGGUCUCGGUGUGGGAGCCGUGUCCAACCCGGCCGAGGUCUUCUGUUCGGUCCCGGGCCGCCUAUCGCUGCUCAGCUCCACCUCCAAGUACAAGGUGACCGUCGGGGAGGUGCAGCGACGCCUCUCCCCGCCCGAGUGCCUCAACGCGUCUCUGCUGGGCGGAGUCCUCCGCAGGGCAAAGUCAAAGAAUGGUGGCCGCUGUCUGAGAGAGCGUCUGGAGAAGAUUGGCCUCAACCUGCCCGCCGGGCGACGCAAGGCAGCCAACGUCACUCUCCUAACAUCUCUGGUGGAGGGUGAGGCCGUUCAUCUGGCACGAGACUUCGGUUACGUCUGCGAGACAGAGUUUCCGGCCAGAGCCACAGCUGAGUAUCUGUGCAGGCAGAGCGAGCCGGACCAGCUCCCCACACGGCGCAGCAUGCUGCUCGCCACCAAGGAGAUCUGUAAGGAGUUUAUGGACCUGAUGUCCCAGGACCGCUCCCCACUGGGCGGCAGUCGGCCCACCCCCUGCCUGGAGCCCGGCGUCCAGGGAAGCCUCACCCACUUCAGUCUGCUCACCCACGGCUUCGGCACUCCCGCCAUCUGCGCCGCUCUCUCCGCCUUCCAGAGCUACCUGAUGGAGGCGAUCAAAAUGCUGGACAAGGGAGAGGGUGGAGGGAAGAGCCACCACGACAAGGAGAUGAAGCACCGCAAAUAGAGGGCGGACACACGGAUGUGCUGAUGGGUGGAUGAGAGGCAGGAAGGAAGAGAGAGGGGUGAAGGGGUGUGGGGUGGGUGAGACUGACUGGUGCCCCUCUGUGUCUUCACCUUCGCCCUCAGGAUAAAAACUGAGACUUGUACCUCCCAGAGAGCCCUGCGGUCCCUCUCGUCGAGCAGGCGGUGGGGCUCACGAUGAUAUCUGUACUGUAAUGUGUGUCCGCGGCCACCUCACUCAAAACGACGCAUGGACCUCUCUUCUCAGUAGCUGGUUUGUGUCAUGAUGGCGUCUACAAAACAUCUCUACAGGAUGAGUUCCUACAUAUGCUCAUAUUUACCUCCCGCCCUCUUACCUUCUUUCUUUCUUUUUUUUAAAAUUCUGGUGAACAUGUCACUUUAUUUGUGCUUUCUCACACACACACACACACACUCAUACGCAUUUUUGGACUGAACUCAUCCGGGAAGUGUUGCAAGCCAUAUCCGAGACAACAACCCGCUCUUUGCUCCUUUGGACCUCUGGGGGACUUUUAACUCCACUCUGAUUGGACAGCUUCCGUAUGUAGUUCUUUUUUAAUUUGGUGGUUGUGGGAAAUUGAGUUCUCUGGGUUCUCUAGCAAUGGGGUAAGGAGGAGUCAAAGGCAGCUAAAGGAGAACUGUUUUCUUUUAUUUUGAAGUACUACGUGUUGGUAACUUAAGAGAAUAACACAAAUCAUUUUGUACUUUCUGUGUAUGUUUAUUAUUAAUGUUAUUACUGUUGUUAUUAUUAUUGUAUUACGGCAUAAAUGUAAUAUAUUAUUAAACAAUUAAGAACGGAUUGGUUAAGUUUCAUGACUAUGUUUU
Messenger RNA from Scatophagus argus, 2905 nucleotides. It is a transcript of the gene tfap2e, whose product is annotated as transcription factor AP-2 epsilon. Gene Ontology annotation, molecular function: DNA-binding transcription factor activity, RNA polymerase II-specific; RNA polymerase II transcription regulatory region sequence-specific DNA binding. The transcript is spliced from 7 exons. The record is from RefSeq and is a predicted model, not a curated record. Gene Ontology annotation, cellular component: nucleus. Gene Ontology annotation, biological process: regulation of cell population proliferation; regulation of transcription by RNA polymerase II; anatomical structure development. NCBI's taxonomy places the organism in Eukaryota, Metazoa, Chordata, Actinopteri, Scatophagidae. Bases 777 to 2066 code for a protein of 429 amino acids.